AUGUAUGCACAACCUAUUAUGGUUCAACAACCUCUCAUGGAUGCUCGAGCAGCUCGAAGAGAAAGGAACAAAUCCACAUUAUAUAAACUGGGAAUCACAGAAAUUGUUGCAGGGAUUAUUUUCUAUUCGUCAUGCAUUGCCAGCAUUUCAAUAUCAUCUGAUGCUGGAAGAUAUACUUCCAAUAUAAUCUUAAUUUAUCCUGGAAUAUGGUGUGGUGUCUUCCCUAUCAUCAGUGGAAUUCUCGGCAUUUUGUCCCGGAAAAAUCCAACAGAAUGCUUAUUUAUUGCAAACAUGGUGAUGGCAAUUUUUACAGCAAUUUUCAUGGCUAUACUCUUCAGCUUAUCCGUAAUUUCAGCCCUUAUCGUUGCUAGCUAUUUUUUUCUGACUGCAUUGCAAGCACUUAAUUGUAUUGGCAGCUUUGCUAUUCUCGUAAUAGCUAUCAUUCAUUCUGCAUAUUGCUGCUCUGGGAGUUGCUGUUACUCGCCUUCGCAACAAUUACCUUCAGGCUCAAAUUAUGCUCAUGGUCAACGAUUUAUUCAAUUACCUAAUGGUCAGUUCGUUCUCGUUCAAAAUCAGCCAUUUGUUAAUAACCAACCUGCUCUACAUGCAGCACCUCUAUGGCAACCCCAUGUAGGCAUCGUGCAACCAAGUACAUCGAACCAGUAUCCCCAAACUCAAAUGAAUAUGAACUUCACUCCUAAGCCAGAAACAGGAGCUGCUGAAGCUCCACCAUUAUAUGAUAAUCAUGGUUUUGCUGCAAAUCCUAAUUAUAUGUGA
This is a messenger RNA of Styela clava, 777 nucleotides long. The record is from RefSeq and is a predicted model, not a curated record. NCBI's taxonomy places the organism in Eukaryota, Metazoa, Chordata, Ascidiacea, Stolidobranchia, Styelidae.